Camarhynchus parvulus is the source of this 2877-nucleotide messenger RNA. RefSeq names its product ATPase H+/K+ transporting subunit alpha (gene ATP4A). Gene Ontology annotation, molecular function: P-type sodium:potassium-exchanging transporter activity; ATP hydrolysis activity; ATP binding. NCBI's taxonomy places the organism in Eukaryota, Metazoa, Chordata, Aves, Passeriformes, Thraupidae. The record is from RefSeq and is a predicted model, not a curated record. Gene Ontology annotation, biological process: potassium ion import across plasma membrane; sodium ion export across plasma membrane; intracellular sodium ion homeostasis. Gene Ontology annotation, cellular component: membrane. Bases 1 to 2877 code for a protein of 958 amino acids. The transcript is spliced from 22 exons.
AUGGGCAAGGAGAGGAAGGGAACGCGGCCGGGGGGGGGGCGGAGGAAGGAGCGGGAGCGGCUGGAGGAGAUGAAGCGGGAGCUGGAGCUGGACGAUCACAAACUGGACGUGAAGGAGCUCGAGCUGAAAUACAACACGAGCACCACCAAGGGUCUGUCCGACGCGGCGGCGGCCGAGCGGCUGCUCCGGGACGGCCCCAACGCUGCGACGCCCGCCGAGGGCACGCCGGGCUGCGUCCGCUUCGGCCGGCAGCUGGCCGGGGGGCUGCAGUGCCUCAUGUGGGUGGCCGCGGCCAUCUGCCUGAUCGCCUACGGCGUGCAGGAGGGCGAGGGCGACCGCGGCAGCUCGGACAACCUGUACCUGGCCGUGGCGCUCAUCGCCGUCGUCGUGGUCACCGGCUGCUUCGGCUACUACCAGGAGUUCAAGAGCACCAACAUCAUCGCCAGCUUCCGCAACCUGGUCCCGCAGCAAGCCACGGUGGUGCGGGCGGGGCAGGUGCUGCAGGUGAACGCGGCCGAGCUCGUGGUCGGCGACCUGGUGGAGAUCAAGGGCGGCGACCGAGUGCCGGCCGACAUCCGGGUGCUGGCGGCGCAGGGCUGCAAGGUGGACAACUCCUCGCUGACCGGGGAGUCGGAGCCGCAGACGCGCUCACCUGAGUGCACGCACGACUCGCACCUGGAGACGCGGAACAUCGCCUUCUUCUCCACCAUGUGCCUGGAGGGUACGGCCACGGGCCUGGUGAUCAGCACGGGCGAGCGCACGGUGAUCGGGCGCAUCGCCAGCCUGGCCUCGGGCGUGGAGAACGAGAAGACGCCGAUCGCCGUGGAGAUCGAGCACUUCGUGGACAUCAUCGCCGGCCUGGCCGUGCUCUUCGGCGGCACCUUCUUCGUGGUGGCCAUGCUCAUCGGCUACCCCUUCCUGCGCGCCCUCGUCUUCUUCAUGGCCAUCGUGGUGGCCUACGUGCCCGAGGGGCUGCUGGCCACCGUCACGGUGUGCCUGUCGCUGACCGCCAAGCGCCUGGCGCGCCGGAACUGCGUGGUGAAGAACCUGGAGGCCGUGGAGACCUUGGGCUCCACCUCGGUCAUCUGCUCCGACAAGACGGGCACGCUCACCCAGAACCGCAUGGCCGUGGCGCACCUGUGGUUCGACGGGCAGGUGCACGCGGCCGACACCACCGAGGACCUGUCGGGUGAGGCCUUUGACCAGAGCUCGCCCUCCUGGGCCCUGCUCAGCCAGGUGAUCUCGCUCUGCAACCGCGCCCAGUUCAAGCCCGGCCAGGAGGGCGUGCCCGUGGCGCAGCGUGACGUCAUCGGCGACGCGUCGGAGUCGGCGCUGCUGAAAUUCGCGGAAGUGACGUCAGGGCCGGUGGCGGCCGCCAGGGGGCGCUUCCCGAAGGUGGCGGAGCUGCCGUUCAACUCCACCAACAAAUUCCAGGUGUCAGUGCACGAUGCCGGCUCCCAGCAGCUCCUGGUGCUCAAGGGCGCCCCCGGGCGGGUCCUCGAGCGCUGCUCGGGGGCGCUGCAGGGGGGGGAGGAGCGGCCGCUGGACGCCGAGUGGAGGCGGAGCCUGGAGGGGGCGUGUCUGGACCUGGGGGGGCGGGGCGAGAGGGUGCUCGCCCAGGUGAGCCAGGUGUGUCCCCCCCAGGUGAUCAUGGUGACCGGGGACCACCCGGUGACGGCCAAGGCCAUCGCGGCGCAGGUGGGCAUCAUCUCCGAGGGCAGCGAGACCCCCGAGGACGUGGCCAAGCGCCUGCACCUGCCCCUGGAGCAGGUAACGCCCAGCCAGGCCCGUGCCCGCGUGGUGACGGGCUCCGAGCUGGCCGCGCUGCCCCCGGGCGCCCUCGAGGAGCUGCUCCGCGCCCACCCCGAGAUGGUUUUCGCCCGCACGUCGCCCCAGCAGAAACUCGUCAUCGUGGAGAGCUGCCAGCGCCUGGGCUCGGGCGGUGACAGGUGCGGCGUGAACGACUCACCUGCGCUGAAGAAGGCCGACAUCGGCGUGGCCAUGGGCAUCGCCGGCUCCGACGCCGCCAAGAACGCCGCGGACAUGAUCCUGCUGGACGACAACUUCGCGUCCAUCGUAACGGGCGUGGAGCAAGGCCGGCUGAUCUUCGACAACCUCAAGAAGUCGAUCGCCUACACGCUGACCAAGAACAUUCCGGAGCUGACGCCGUACCUGAUCUACAUCACGGCCAGCGUGCCCCUCCCCCUGGGCUGCAUCACCAUCCUCUUCAUCGAGCUCUGCACCGACAUCUUCCCCUCGGUGUCGCUGGCCUACGAGCGCGCCGAGAGCGACAUCAUGCACCUGCGGCCCCGCAACCCCCGGCGCGACCGGCUGGUCAACGAGCCCCUGGCGGCCUACUCGUACUUCCAGAUAGGUGCCAUCCAGUCCUUCGCGGGCUUCACCGAUUACUUCGUGGCCAUGGCCCAGGAGGGCUGGUGGCCGUACCUGGUGCUGGGGCUCCGCCCGCGCUGGGAGGACGCGCACGAGCAGGAGCUGCAGGACAGCUACGGCCAGCAGUGGACGUUCGGGCAGCGCCGGUACCAGCAGUACACCUGCUACACCGUGUUCUUCAUCAGCAUCGAGAUGUGCCAGAUCGCCGACGUGCUGAUCCGCAAGACGCGGCGCCUCUCCCUGUUCCAGCAGGGCCUCUUCAGGAACCGGACCCUGCUGGUGGCCAUCGUGUUCCAGGUGUGCAUCGGCUGCUUCCUCUGCUACUGCCCGGGCAUGCCCAACGUGUUCAACUUCAUGCCCAUCAGGUUCCAGUGGUGGUUGGUGCCGAUGCCCUUCGGGCUCCUCAUCCUCGUCUACGACGAAAUCCGGAAACUCGGAGUGCGGCGACACCCGGGCAGUUGGUGGGAUCGGGAACUUUACUACUGA